AUGGAAGUUAUAAGAGUGUUCACGGGUUAUCACAGUGAAAAUGUUAUCAACAACCGAGCGUGGUCUUGUUCCUGGAGACAUGAUGGCAAGCUAUUGUUGACCACAGGCGAAGAUAAAACAACAAAAGUCUGGAGAUACGAUCCUGGUAAUUGAAUUUCGGUUUACAUCUUUAUCGUUUAGACAAGCAGACUCUGCAAAUAGUAACACAUCUGAGUGGAGAUCAUUUGCGAACAGUCAGGACGGCACAGUUCUCACCUUGUGGUAGAUAUAUUGUGACAGCCAGCUUUGAUUCUACUAUGAGAAUAUACGAGCAAGAUGGUGAGAGUCACUUUGAGGAAAAACACAGAUUGGAUGGACAUGAGCAUGAGAUUAAAUGUGCUUCUUUCUCUUCUUCUGGUCAAUACCUGGCAUCAGCUAGUCGAGAUAAGAAUGUUUUUGUGUGGCAAGGUAAGUUACGCAGAAUUUUAUAUUGAAAUUGGUGUUUAGUUGAUGAGGACGAAGACUUUGAUGUGGAUUCAGUUCUGCAGAAUCAUACAGGAGAUGUCAAAUUUGUUGUUUGGCAUCCAACAGAAAACGUGGGUUUUGAAUCUUUCAUCACGAGUAAUUUAUCCUGUGUUUGUGGUACUAAAAGAGUACUUUAAUUUACUUUUUUUUAUAAAAUGGCAUUCUAUUCUGUAUUUUAUAAUGUGUACAUUAUUUGUUAGUUCUUGGUAUCUGGAGGCUACGACAUGAAUGUAAAUAUUUAUCGAUACGAUGGAAGCGAUUGGGUGGUACAUCAAACUCUGGAACAUGUUCAUGAAGAAACUGUUUGGAUGGUGGCAUUUAAUUACGAUGGAACAUAUUUUGCGACAGUUGGAGGAGAUGGUUUGAUAAAGGUAGUAUAUUUACAACAUCUUUUUAAAGUUGAAAUCUGUAUUUUAUAAAUAGGAAAAUGUUUAAACUGACUUUUUAGGUGUACAAGAUGACACGAGGAGCAACGGAUAGCGAACAUAAGUUUGCGCAUCUUGUUACAGUAACCCCACUAGAUGCAAAAUGGCCUAUAUUUACAGUUGCUUGGAGUCCUGUGCAAAAUAUAUUCGUUUGUGGUGGAGGAGAUAGGCAGUUGUGGUAAGUGGAAUUAAUUGGUAUUACUAAAUUUACUUUUGUGUUUACAGAAGUUUUAUGUUUAAUCAUAACAUAAUUUUUAGUUAUUACAAUGUUGUUUUAUUCAAAAUACAUGAAAAUCUUUUAGGUUAUGCUCUCUAGAAGAUGAUGAAACGGUUAUUGUAAAUACACCGUAUUCUCACUCCAGCGACAUUAAUUGUGUAGCCUUUAAUCCUCAGAAUCCGGGUAUUAUUUCACUUUGCUCAGAUGAUGGUGAAAUUGUUUUGUUACAGCUAAAUCAAUAAAUUUCUAUCAAUAUUGUUCUAUUUUUAUGUGUUCAAAUGGUUUGUACCAUUGAUACCUAUGUUUAUAUUACCCACAUAUUUUACUAUUUAAAUUUUUGUUGAAUUUGUUUUUCUAAAGAUCUUAAGCUUUAUUUUAAAAAGCCAUUAUUAAAACUUGUUUUAGAUGGAUUGCGACGUGGCCGGGUACCACGUUGAAUCCUUCAACUUCUUUUGCCAGGAAGGGUUGGCAUUAGCGGCUGAUGAUGUCUCUACAGAGAAAUUCAGAUUGAAAAAUGAUCAGGCGGUCGAAAUAAGAUACAAAGGAGCUAUAAUCAAAAGUCCCAGCGUUCAAAGUGCUAUGGUAAUUAUUUUACAUUAUUUAUAUUACCUUGAUUUGCUUUUUAAAUUUACAUUAAUUUAGUAGGCACUGAAGCAAACUUGUAAAAUGUUUUAACAUGUAAUUUUAGGGAAACAGCGUGGAAGACAUAACAAACACACAGUACAUUCUACCUUCUGAGUGUCGUCAACGAGGCCUUACCUAUCGAGGACCGCUGUUUGUGGACCUUGAAGUCAAAGUGAAUGGCACAACUCUGGGAGUCUUCUCAACUCUUCUUGGCCACAUUCCAAUCAUGUUGAGGAGUGAGCUAUGUCAUUUGAAUAAGAUGUCCGAAGAAGAGUUGAUCAAGGCAGGAGAAGAAGGCAUCGAGAAGGGUGGAUACUUUGUGAACAAAGGCUCAGAGAAGGUGAUUCGAUUACUGGUCGGUAACAAGAGAAACUUCCCUCUGGCUAUUGUCAGAAACAGUUUUAAGGAAAAGGGAAAGCUGUUUACUGAGUUUGGCAUCAUGAUGAGAUGCUUCAAAGACGGACAUUCUGCUGCUAUUAUGAGUUUACAUUACCUCGACAGUGCUUCAAUGGUGCUUACUAUUCAGGUAGAUUAAAUUAUUUUGAAGUUUGUAGAUGAUUACUAUAUUUUUUUAAUUUGGCAUGCUUAAAUUUAAUGUUGUUUUUAAAAAUGAGUUUUUAAGUUAAUGAUAAUAUUAUAGUACCGUCGUGAACUGUUCUACAUACCAUUCAUGUACAUUCUUCGUGCAUUGACUGAUUUGAGUGAUAUGCAAAUUUACGAGAAUAUGACAAAGCUGAGGCCAAAUGACACUUACUGGUCGAGUUGUGUCAAGAACAUGUUAGUCAGCGCGGCCGAAGAAGGAGUGACCAACAGAGAAACAGCUUUGACAUUAUUGGGAUCAAGGUUCAGAGUUACUUUAGGUAACAAACUGGCUCCAUGGGAAACUGAUGAGGUAGGUUCUUUAACUUUUAGUUUUUAUAGUAAUGUAAAAGCUGAUAGUAUGUCUUAUUUUUUUGUUUUACAUUGUUUUUGAUAAUAACAAUUGAUAUCUGCUUUUCAGGAUGCUGGACGUUUCAUAAUGAAAUAUUGUGUAGCUAUUCACCUGGACAACGAUGGAGACAAGUUUCAUUGUUUAUCGUUGAUGGGCCAGAAGCUUAUCAGUUUGGCGUUAGGACAGAUUUUGCCAGAUUCUCCUGAUAAUCCACAGUUUCAAGAAGCUACAGUGACCGGUCACAUUUUUUUGUUGAUGAUUAGAGAGCGAUUGGAAGGUGUUCUGGGGGUUUUGAGGAAGAAAAUCGAGAUUGCUCAAGCACGAAGAGGAGACAAGUUUACUUUUGAUGGGUAAGUUAGAAAAAAUGGUUUUUAAUACUAUUUUGGUCAAAAAAUUCGUAGAAAGUUAAAGAGUUAGUGGCGAAGAAAUAAUACUUAUAAUUUUCGGUUUUAUGUUUUUUUUUCUUUAAUUUAUAACUUUUCAGAAAGUUUUUCCAAUCACAGUUAUCAAGCAUCGGAGGUCAACAAAUAACGAAUGCUUUUGAGUACUUCUUGGCCACAGGCAACCUGAUCACUAGAAAUGGCUUAGGAUUGAUGCAAAACCAAGGAUUCGCUGUCAUAGCUGAAAGAAUCAAUCAGCUACGGUUUGUCUCUCACUUCAGAGCAAUUCAUCGUGGUGCCUUCUUUAUGGAAACCAGAACUACAGAUGUCAGAAAGCUGCGACCAGAAGCCUGGGGCUUUAUUUGUCCAGUACACACUCCUGAUGGUGCUCCUUGUGGAUUACUUAAUCAUGUGACGGCUUCGGUCAAUAUCAUCACAAAACCAAUUGAUACCAGUCCUUUAAACGAGUUACUGUAUCAGAUGGGAGUUAUUACUCAUGAAGAGAUGAGAUUGAAUGUUGCCAAGGCUCAGGACAACCCAGAAGAGCUAAAGUUGUUCUAUCCAGUGUUGAUGGACGGAAAAGUUGUUGGUUAUGUGUCGAGAGCUGAAGCACCAAGAUUGGAAAGAAGGUUGAGAGCUUUGAAAGUGAAUCCGAAAGAGAAAAGGGUACCAUCUUUGGUGGAAAUAGUACUAGUGAGAGCAUCGACGGAUGAAAAGAAUAUUCUCACUCAAUUCCCUGGAUUCUACAUAUUCGCAGAUAUGGGCAGAAUGGUUCGACCGGUCAAGAACUUGAUUUGCAAAAAGACUGAGUUUGUGGGUAUGUUAUUCUUUGUAAUAUUGUGUUAUUUGGUCAUUUUAUUGUCAAUAUGGACGUUAGUUUCAUGUUUUUUAUGCAGUUAUGUAUUUUUAAUUAAAAUAUAUUGUUUUAGGUAUAUUUGAGCAAGUUUAUCUCUCCAUUAUUAUUGAUCCAGAAGAAAUUGAACCCGGAGUGACGAUGCAUCAAGAGCUUCAUCCCAGCGCUUUGUUCAGCUUUGCUGGCAAUCUGAUUCCGUUCCCAGAUCACAAUCAGUCGCCACGUAACAUUUAUCAGUGCCAGAUGGGUAAACAAACCAUGGGAAUUGCAGUACACGCCUGGAAGAAGAGGGCUGAUAAUAAGAUGUACAAUAUUAUUGUAAGUCAUGCUAAGAUAUUGACAUUUUUGGUCAGUAAGGAUGCUUAAAGUAGUAUUUAAUAAGUUGGGAAAAGGAAAGUUGAGGAAAUUUAUAGCAUGGAUAUGUUUAAAGAUUAGUAUUACUUAAUAUAAAGGAAAUGUAACAUUAGAAAUGACAUAACAAAGUAAAAACUAUUAACAAUAUUGGUGCUGUAGUUGACCAUUAAGUGGCUUUUCAGACACCACAACACCCCUUGUUGAAAUUGGAAGCCUACGAAAAGUACGAAAUGACGAACUAUCCUUUGGGCACGAACGCUUGUGUUGCUGUUAUCUCUUAUACUGGAUACGACAUGGAAGAUGCUAUGGUAAUCAACAAGAGCUCGUUUGAAAGAGGUUUUGCUCAUGGAAUGGUCAUCAAAGUUGAACGGUAAGAUUACAAAAACAUUCCUAGUUUUUUUAGAGGUUUAUGUUUAGUUUAUGAAAAAUAGAUUUUUUUAUUGGCUGAAAAUCUAUAUCUUGAAUUAUUUAAUAUUCGUAUUUUAGGCUGAACUUGUGCGAAACGGGAAUGUUUGGCAAAAAGGAAUCCAAUGCUUUCUUUGCUAAAGAUCCCAAAGACACGGAACUCACAUCGAUCGCAGCUGAUGGACUACCUAUACCUGGUCGUUUAUACAGACAAGGCGACGUUUACUACAGUAAAAAGGACAGACAUGACGACAAAUACACUACUGGAGCUUUCAAGUACGCAGAAGCCGCGUACUGUGGAAUUGUCAGGGCGAUUUCUGAAGAAGCUGACGGUGUGGUGGUAAGCAAUUUUAAAAUUUUGUUUUUGAUUUUUUUAAUGACAAAAACAAACGGAAGGAUUGUAUUCUUCACUGCUAGUAAAAUAAUAUCGUAAGUUUUGCCUUUCUUCAGCACAUUCUAAUACAAUGGCGUAUCCCUCGUAACCCAAUCAUCGGUGACAAAUUCGCUUCACGGCACGGUCAAAAAGGUAUCAACUCUUUCCUGUGGCCAGUGGAGUCUCUGCCCUUCUCUGACUCGGGCAUGGUUCCUGACAUCAUCUUCAACCCCCACGGUUUCCCAUCUCGGAUGACAAUCGGGAUGAUGAUCGAGAGUAUGGCAGGCAAGGCGGCGGCCAUGAACGGAAGCUACUACGACGCAUCACCGUUCGUGUUCAACGAAGAGAACACGGCCAUCAAUCAUUUUGGCGAGUUGUUACAACAAGCCGGCUACAACUACUACGGCAACGAGACAAUGUACUCUGGCGUUGACGGUCGGGAAAUGAAGGUACGAAAUUCAGCGAUCAUAAAUCGCAAUUUAAUACUGUAAUUUUAAAGUUUUUAUGGAUUUUCGAAUUUUUUGUACUAAAAAAUGAUCUUUUUUGCUUAAAAGGUGGAGGGAUAGUAAUUUAUGUUUAAAGACAUCUCUUUAAAAAUAAGGUUUUUAUUAAAAAAUUUCAGGUUCAAAUCUUCUUUGGCAUCGUAUAUUACCAGAGACUUCGACACAUGAUUGCUGACAAGUUCCAAGUACGAGCCACAGGUGUUGUAGAUCCAGUAACUCUUCAACCAGUCAAAGGACGUAAGAAAGGUGGUGGUAUUCGAUUUGGAGAGAUGGAACGUGAUACCAUGAUUGCUCACGGUGCAGCUUACUGUCUACAAGAUCGGCUUCUGUACUCAUCCGAUCUGGACUUUUGUAAAGUCUGUGCCAAAUGUAGUUCGAUCAUCUCGGUCAGCAAACUCAAAUCGACUAACGUAAGUUAACUUACAAGUGAUAUGCUCUUAUUAAGCGAUUGAUAUAGGAUUUUUUCAAAAUCAUUUUUUAUAUUAUCAAUGUAUAUUAAUGUUAACAAGGUUGUUGUGGAUUAAGUUUUUUAAAACUUUAAUAGUUUAAAUGGCCUUGUUUUAGCUCCGAAGAGGAAUGCAGCAAACAGGCCAGAUCCCGGUAUGUCUAAGUUGUCGCGAAAGUUCAGAAGUGUACGAGAUCCAAGUGCCAAGAGUAUUCAGAUACCUGGCUGCCGAACUGAGUUCGGUCGGCAUUCAACUCCAGUGCGAUGUAGGGGAUCCGACCAGUCGAUAA
Molecule: messenger RNA, 6304 nt
Organism: Bursaphelenchus okinawaensis
Lineage: Eukaryota; Metazoa; Nematoda; Chromadorea; Rhabditida; Aphelenchoididae
Source: the annotation of a GenBank genome assembly